This is a messenger RNA of Macrobrachium nipponense, 4077 nucleotides long. RefSeq names its product major facilitator superfamily domain-containing protein 1-like. Gene Ontology annotation, biological process: transmembrane transport. Gene Ontology annotation, cellular component: lysosome. Gene Ontology annotation, molecular function: transmembrane transporter activity. The record is from RefSeq and is a predicted model, not a curated record. NCBI's taxonomy places the organism in Eukaryota, Metazoa, Arthropoda, Malacostraca, Decapoda, Palaemonidae. The transcript has 12 exons. Bases 363 to 1877 code for a protein of 504 amino acids.
GUGAGAAAUUAACGCUCCGUUUCUUAGUGUUUUGCACAUUUCAAGUAAAAAAGAUUGGAUUUGGGUAGCAAUAAUACAUGCAGUCAUAAUGCUGAGUAUUUGCACUGUGUUCAUUAAGAGACCAGUUCUUCACUCCAAAUAAUUAUUUGUGGAGGGAGACCUCAGUAGGUUGAUGAAACGUCAUCAUCCCAACAGAGAUAACUUUGUUGUGAUGUUCAGGAAGUUGAACGAAACGAGCAACAGCUGAUUGUGAAAGAGGUGUCCCGUGAGACAAGUUUUCAAUUUUCACUUUGUACUUUGCAAGUCGGGUCUUCCUGUCCAGCUAAUUAGCCAUUGUCAACUGUCACUGGCCUAUUAGCACAAUGGUAGAGUGUGCAUCUCAACAUGAUGGGGAUCCUGUGAGCAGUGAAGGGCAACUACCUCAAGGAAUGGCUGAGGAUACUGAUGUACCACAACAUGAAGAGCUGGAAGAAGUUGAUCAUGCUUCUGAAGGAGAGGUAGAACUAAGAGGAUGCUCCUCCAUUUGUGAUCCACGUAUGGCUCGCUUCAGAUUUUCUUCCUUGAUAUUUAUGUGUUUACUGGGAUUUGGUUCGUAUUUUAGCUAUGAUUCACCUGCAUCUCUUCAGGACCAGAUCAAAGAUGAUAUGCAUGUUAAUACAGUUCAGUUUGCAUCUCUCUACUCUCUCUACUCAUGGCCCAAUGUCAUCCUUUCCUUUUUGGGCGGAUUUCUUAUAGAUCGGCUGUUUGGUAUCCGCAUUGGCACCAUUGUCUUCUCUGCUAUUGUGACAGCCAGUCAGUUUGUUUAUGCUCUUGGAGCUUUUGUUGAUCGUUUUUGGGUUAUGCAGUUAGCAAGAUUCCUUUUUGGUGUUGGUGGUGAAUCUCUUGCUGUAGCCCAAAAUACAUAUGCUGUAAGCUGGUUUAAGGGGAAAGAAUUGAAUGCUGUAUUUGGUUUAACACUGAGCAUGGCCAGGGUUGGCUCCACUGUAAACUUCCUUGCUAUGGGUCCCAUCUAUAAAGCAGGCACUUCUGUUGGGGAUGGAACAACUGCCCUAGGAAUUACAGCACUUGCUGCUGCUGGUACCUGUGUGUUAUCCCUAGUAUGUGCUCUGAUCUUGUGCCUUCUUGAUAAGAGACGAUCAUCUGUCCUGCACAUUAGUGAAGCUGAGACAGGAGAGAAAGUAAAGUUGUCAGAUGUUCUGACAUUUCCAUUUUCAUUUUGGUUGAUCUGCGUCAUUUGUGUCACAUACUAUGUGGCAAUAUUUCCUUUUAUUAGUUUGGCAAAGGUGUUCUUCAUGCGGAAGUUUGAUUUUGAUGAGGCCAGUGCUAAUGGAGUUAGCAGCAUUGUUUAUAUAAUAUCUGCCGUGGCAUCGCCCCUGUUAGGAUUGCUUGUGGAUAUAACUGGACGAAAUAUAUUCUGGAUAUUCUUUGCUGUUUUAGUUACAUUAGGAUGUCAUGUUCUUUUGGCAUUCACAUUCUUGAAUCCUUUCAUUGCAAUGAGUAUUUUGGGCUUGGCAUAUUCUUUAUUGGCUAGCUCCCUGUGGCCAAUGGUGUCCUUGGUCAUACCUGAAAAUCAGUUGGGUUCUGCUUAUGGAAUGAUGCAGAGUAUCCAGAACUUAGGCUUAGCUCUCAUCAAUAUGCUUGCUGGGUAUAUUGUAGAUGCAAAUGGGUAUCUCAUUCUGGAGAUGUCCUACAUUAUUUGGCUUUGUGUGGCACUUGUUUCCACGGUGGUCAUAUGGGUGGUAGAUAAUAAGGGUACUGGAUAUCUGAUGAUGUCACCAUCCCAGAGGAAAACUUAUGAUGUUGCUUUGGAGGAAGUAGAGGGAAAAGAAAAAGAACCUGUUGGACAUGUUAAUGAAGUAUUUGAAGUGAAAGAGUAAACAUAUGUUUACUUGGUUCUUAGUGUAAUUGAAACUCAGCUUUCAAAAGAAUCAUGAAAAGGUAGACUGCCAAAAAAUUGCUGUGGAGAUGAAGGAAUCAGUGGUGGUCUUGUUCUUCUUAGGUCCUCUAUAUAUUGUUUGAGGGUACCUUUUAGGUUUGAUCUACUUCAGUGACUUAGAAUUUUAAUACUUUUUAGAACAACUUUUUUAUAUAUAGUUUGUCUAACAGAUUUAUUGAAUAUUUUUUAUGGAAAAAUUGUCCUAUUCUUUGGUGAUUAAUACUUCACUGAGAAUUGGGAUAAUUUUGUUCUUGUGGUGCAAAUAAAGUAAGGAGUAGAUGAAAUUACAAGAUGUGUAUUGCUAUCAGAUUAUGUAUCAGAUCUCAUUACUAACAAGACAUAUACAUAUACAUUAUAAGGAAUUUAUAGUACAAUUCCAUGCCAAGUGUAAAUAAUUAAGAGGUCUUUUAUCCAUUUUAAUUUUUUUAUUUUAUAAAUUAGAUAUAUACGUAUAUAUACUUAAUAGUACUGUAUUCUUUUGCGUUUAACAUUCCCAAUAGUAUAGGCUAAAUUGUCAUAAGUCAAAAAUGAAGUAGCAUUUAUGUCAUUGAUAAGGAGAUAAUUUUAUACCUCAUUAUAAUUGUAAUUUUAUACCUCAUUAUAAUUGUAAUACAGUAUAAAUAUGUACAUUAGUGACAGAAGCUAUAUUUAUUUUUAUGUAAAGUAAAAAUUUAUUUAAAAAUGCAAAUUGUUAGUACAGUAUUAUGAAACUGCUUUAAUAUUUUACAUAUGAUUUUUUUAGUUUAAUCUUGUAGGAUAGGUCUCAGUGAUUUGUGAUAGUUUUUAAUUGUGCUCAUAUUUCUAAGUUAUGUUUCCUUUUCAUCUACGUAUUACUAUUUAACUCGAAGCAACUGAGUAGCCCAGAUAUAUCUUUUCAUCUAUGUACUAUUUAACUUGAAGCAACUGAGUAGCCCAGAUAUAUAUGAAAGUGCUCAUGACAAGCAUGGAAAGAAUGGUUUUAUUAUCUGUGUAAUGACAGGUACAAACAUUACUUUUGCUUUUAAAAAGGGUUUAUUAUGCAUAAAUGUUGUGGUCCUGUGCGUAUAUUUCAUAUUUAAAUGUACAUAGUAUCCCUCUGGUAAUGCCAGCAAGCCAAUUUGGUGCCUGGCCAUGUCUUAAUCAAGACCUUUAAAAGUGGCAUUUCUUUAAGAUUCAUUACAUUGUAUUUUUCUAGUUAAUGUCUUUUUUGAGUAAAUACCAAUAAUUUAUUUGUGUAGUACAUAGUGCUCUCGAUUAAAGUGGUAUAAUUGAUUAGGAAAGCUCACAUAAGCUCAGAAUUUAUUGUUUUAAUUAUUUCUUUGGGGAUAAUAGUUCCAGAGGGCCAUUUUACCAUAUAUUUUCCUAACCCCACUCACCUUUACAUAAACUAAUGUCCAAGAGUACCUUUAAAUUAUUGAUGUCAUUGCAAGUCCAAUGACCUAUAGGAUAUGAUGGGCUUUAUAGUACUGCUUAUAUAAUUUUUACUCUUGUGAUGAUUACAACUUAUUUUCAGCCUGGUCAUUACUCAUAACAUAAAAGGUUACUUUAAAUAGGUGUAAGAACUAAAGUGAUCAAAACUUGUUUGAAAGUUGCCAAAGUGUAGUUUUAAUGCUAUGGUACUGCCAUAUCAACUGUAAGCAUUUCUUUUAUUAAGAGUUUCAAUUGUAUUUAUCAUGUUGAAAAAUACUGUACCCUCCUUCUGUAGUAGUAAACCGACUGUUAACUAAAGCAGAACUUGUUAAUUUAAUUAGUUAAUAUACAUCUUUGAUUCUCACAAGGAUUUUGGUGAAAAGUAUUAUAGAUAAUUCUAGGGAUUUUGAACAUUUUAACUGUAACAUUGGUACCUUGAUGACCUAGUAAUUAUGUAUAGUGGUUGCAUAAAUUUAAGUAAGAUUUCAGUAUCACAUUUCUUAAUUUAUAACAUAUUAAAAAUCAUGCUGUUUCAUUACUGGUAUAUUUAUAAGUUAAUUUUUCUCUCAGUAGUAUUUCUUAACAAUAGUGUGAUUAUUGGGUAGUAGAAGAAAUUUUCAAAAUUUUUCAUUCAUCUUUAUUAUUCCUAACAAUUAUGUAAUUAUUGGCUAGUAAGGUACCUUUUUGAAUUAUUUUUUUUCCAGUCCAUUAUGUAAUCAUUGUCUAGUAAAGUAAGCUAAGAGAAAAUGUUA